UGAACCCGAACCCAAUCCAUCCUAAGCGGUAGCCGCACUCUCACUCUUCCCGCCAGGCCACCACCAUGGCCGCCGCCGCCGCCGCCAUCUCCUUGCCCCAUUCUCUCUCCCCUCCCUUUCAAGCCACCCGCCGCCGCCCAGCGCCGCCCGCCUGCACGCACACCGAGCGCGGCGUCUCCUUCGACCCCGGCUCCGCCUUCUACCGCAGCGACAGCGCCGCGGGCCGCGACCUCGCCGUCCUCGCGGCCACCCUCCACCGCCGCCACGGCCGCCUCGACCCCUCCGCCCCAUUCCUCUGCCUCGACGCGAUGUGCGGCUGUGGCGUCCGCGCGCUCCGCUACCUCGCGCAGGUCGGCGCCGACUUCGUCUGGGCCAACGACGCCUCCGAGGCGCUCCGCCCCGUCAUUGUCGCCAACCUCUCCCGCUUCGAGCGGGGUUCGCCGCCGGCGGAGGCGGGGCGCAGGAGGUGGGUCGUGUCGCACAACGACGCCACCCGGCUGCUGGCGGAGCGGUACCUCCGGCGCGAGUACUUCGACGUCAUCGACGUGGACUCGUUCGGCGGCGACGCCGCGUACGUAAGGGCGGCGCUCUUGGCGCUCAAGAUUGGGGGCCUUCUCUACCUGACGUCCACGGAUUGGCGGUCUGCGAGAGGGUAUGGUUCGAGAAGCUCUCUGUCUUCAUAUGGAGCAUAUGUUCGUCCAAUGCCAUAUCCGAAUGAGGUCGGUUUGCGAAUGGUUAUAGGUGGUGCUGCAAGAGAAGCAGCUCUUCUUGGAUUUCACAUAACACCAGUAUUCUCCUAUUUUGCAUAUCACGGCCCUAUUUAUCGAGUGAUGGUAAAACUAUGCAAUGGAAAAGAUGAUGGCAUCAGUAAUUAUGGCUUCAUUUGUCAUUGCAAGAGUUGUGGCCAGUCUCAGACUUUUGGAUUUGAUGAGCUGGGGCAGAUUUCAUGUGGCUGUACAUACAGAACAGAUGCCGAUUCAAUAUCUGUUGUAGGCCCUCUAUGGACAGGUCCCCUCCAUGAUGCCUCUUUCCUUGCUGAAAUGCUAAGCUUGGCUAAUGAAUGGGGAUGGGCAUACACAAGUGAGAAUGGUGUCACUUUGGAAAAACUUCUCAGCACAAUGAUUGAGGAGAGUGACCCACAGCUGCCUCCAGGAUAUAUAAGACUUGAUGAGAUUUCGAGACGGGCAAAAGUUAACUCUCCACCACUCGGUACCCUCAUCAAUUCAUUGCGAAAGGAAGGUUUUUCAGCUUGUCGAUCUCAUAUAGGUACAAAUGUAAUCAAGACCAACUGUCCAAUUGCUUCUUGCAUGGAUGUGGCACGUGAGAUCCGAAACAUGCGAUGAAUGCCAACUGUAUUCUUUGUGAUUCACCAAGUAGAAAGUUCCUUUGCUCGUUGGUUGCACAAAUGCAGCUGUGAGAUGAGCACUUCUUCCAGAUUCAGAGGGGAACCUUUCACUGUGGCAGUAGUUGAAAGGCAGCUUUUUUUGCUCACAAGCAACACCAUAACCCGUCCGUCUUCUUGAGCUACACAAGCAUGCUCAGCUGUGGGUGUCCUGUUGUUUCAUUGUUUGCAAAUGUUUGUGGUAGGCAUCCGUAGUUCACAUUACUGUUUUCCUUUUCUCUUUUCUUUAUUCUUUGAUGACACAGAUGAUGUAGAACCUUAGGCACUUUGGCAGUAUGAGCAUUUUUCUUAAAACACCAA
Setaria italica (foxtail millet) is the source of this 1702-nucleotide messenger RNA. Its product is annotated as tRNA (guanine(26)-N(2))-dimethyltransferase. Gene Ontology annotation, molecular function: RNA binding. Gene Ontology annotation, biological process: tRNA N2-guanine methylation. NCBI's taxonomy places the organism in Eukaryota, Viridiplantae, Streptophyta, Magnoliopsida, Poales, Poaceae. Gene Ontology annotation, cellular component: nucleus. The record is from RefSeq and is a predicted model, not a curated record. The transcript has 6 exons. The coding region runs from base 66 to 1343 and encodes 425 amino acids.